Messenger RNA from Ectocarpus sp. CCAP 1310/34, 4875 nucleotides. NCBI's taxonomy places the organism in Eukaryota, Phaeophyceae, Ectocarpales, Ectocarpaceae. The record is from the annotation of a GenBank genome assembly.
CAUUCCCCGCAACCCCGCAGCCAUCUACAGCCAUCUCAAAACACGCGACGGUACGGAGAGCAUACCACACAAAGGUAUCAGGUCAGAUAAGUGGCCUCUGCUGAGGUGAUGGCCAUUUGCCGAAGGCAUGCGGCCUGGUCAGUCGCGACCCUCACGGAUGGACUUGUCACAAACUUCAUUGUUCCCAUGGGCCCUCUCCUGCUGGUGUCGCAUCUGGAGUUUGUCCAUCCCUACCUCAACACGGCAGAAGGUGUUGAUACUCUCCAGGCACAGGCGCAUAAGGAUGGCAUGGUCGAUGAGGUUUCGAUGCACUGGGCUGUCGUGGCGAGAUUGUGGAGCCAGGCGUUUGCGGGGUUCCUGGCGGGCAGGACCGCCGGCAGAGUGCUCGGCCCGGCCGCGGCUUCUCGGGCCAGCCUGGGAGUCGUGGUUGCGGUCGGCGUGAUCGGCGUGGCCAUCACCCAAGCGUGGCUUGGGCUGGCCGGCGUAACGGAAACGAGGCACGUCUUGGUGGAAAUAAUGUUUGCUUGCGCCGGCCGCCGCCCCCCUGCCCUCCAUCUUCAGUUCUUUUGGGCGCGAACACUAGGUGGGAUCCUCACCGGAGCCCUCUGCAGCGGUGCGCUGUCCCUGUGGGCGCCUUGCCCCCGCUCCUCCUCGUGCGAGCGGUGCAGCGCUUUCCCGGGAUCGAGACACUUCUCGGAAAUUUCCUCCAAGGGGGGGGACCUGAGCAGCAACUCUUCCAGCACCGUCGCCGCCGGCCUCAGGCGCGCGGACUCCCGGUGGCACGUGGGUCUGGUGCUCGGCCUCCUGAUCGGCGGCCUGUGCUACGGCCGGGGAGGGAGGGGGGGGGCCGGCGUGGCGCCGAAGGACGGGGGGGAGGGGGCAUCGUGGUUCGACGACAAGCCCGCGUUCGUGGCGUGCGCUGCCGCCUGUUCGUUGGUACUGUCCGUCGCCGUGGUGGCCUGGCGGCGCACCGGCAACGACGACGCGAUAGAAAGUAUAACCGUCGCCGGGUGCGGCCGAACAACCGGGGCCCCGAGCGUCUUCGGCCGCUGCCUCCGGCGUGGUAGGGGGGGUUCCGCAGGGCGAAAAGAGGCGUUUGGGGGGGGGCAGGACGAUGGGGAGGGGGAACCCUUGCUGGCUGCUGGGUCUCUUGACGCUCCUGGGACGCCUUUGUCGGUGCCUGCGCCGGGCGAGAGCAGUGAUGUGGAGGCAGGGGCGGGGGUUGGCGCUGAUUGCCCCGUGUCUUCGAGAUAUCUGGCCGCCUGCAAGGGAAACACGGUCGCCGCGAAGGCGAUGUGGGACGAAACCAUCAAAUGGCGAGCGGACACAGGAGCCGCGCGGUCGCUUUCCACCCCCCAGCCGACCCUGGACAUCAUCAAGCAGUGCUACCCUUACUUCGUGCACGGCCGUUCCAAAAAGGGCGAAGUAGUGGUCUACGAGCAAACGGGGAAGAUGCAGUUCGGCCGCCUCGCGGAUGCCGGCGUUUCCCCGUUCGAUAUGCAGAUGCACUACGCGUUCUUCAACGACUUCGUGUUCAGCAAGCUCAACGACGAGGGCGACGAUGAUGCUAAGCUCAUGACCGUACUCGAUGUCGGGGAGCUCCGGCUGGCGACCAUCAAGAACAACACGGUCGUUACAAAGUACCUCGCCGCCACUGCGGAAGUGAUGCAGAAGCACUACCCCGAGCGCCAGAGCCGCAUCCUGGUGGUGAACGCCCCGUGGUGGUUCGCGGGCAUCUGGAAGGGGGUGUCCGGAGUCCUGUCUUCGGGGACGCAGGCGAAGCUGCAGAUCAGGGGGAAGAACUUCUUGCCGACGCUGCUGGAGCACGUGGACGCUUCGCAGAUCCCCUCGGAAUACGGCGGUGAUAGCCCGCAAGCCCUGGGAGAGUCCACGGAUGAGAUGGCCUUGCGGAAACUGGCAGCUAGCUUGGGUCCGACGUCGUUGCCGCCGCCGCCAGAAGGGGCUGCACACUCCCGGUCUGAUGUCGGCGCCAGCGAAAGGAGCGGCGAUGGGUCGGCGGUUGGCAGUGUCGCCAACGGGGACGGGGAAGACGGCGACCAACUUUUCCCGGAUUAUAGCGGCGGUGUUGGUGGUGAGAGCGGGGGCAUGGACGAGGGCAGAAUGCCUGGUGAAAUUGUUGGCGGCGACGGCGGGGGUAGCAGCCAUGGCCUUCCCGAUGGCGAGGAAGGCAGCGCGCUGCAGGCGUCCUCGCGGCCGCGCGAGAGCUCGGCCGUCUCGGCUGCCGUCGCCGGCGGCCCUGAUCGCGACGCCAAAGGGGCGAGCUUCGGUCCCGGUAGCGGUGGAGACUGGGACGGCGGCGAGAGGGGACCACCUGCAGACGGCGGCAGCGGCAGCGGCGGCGCCGGGGGGCUAGGCGUGACCCAGCGGUUCGCGUCGGCGGUGCGAAGGAUGCGAGGGGGCGCCACAAGAGCAUACCUCGGUGUGGAGAACAAGUUCCGGUACGACACGGCCCGAAGGAUGUGGGUGAUGGAGGGCGAGGGCAGCGGUCGAAUCGGGGCGACAGGGAGCGACGGCAGCGGUGGUGUCGGCGAGAGAACAGGGCGCAAAGACACAGGAGGCGUGCAGGACGAAACCGCAAGAGGUGGCGACAGCGACAAGGACAACUCGGAGCAGAACUUGAUCCGCGCCAUCCAAGCCGCGCAGCAGGCGCGGGGCGGAGCGAAGAGCGUUUUCUCCUCCCGGGCCAACGGCGGCAACCGCGGCGGCGGCGACAUUGUCAGGACGUGGAGGAUGGAAGGCCCGCCGCCGGGGGGGAGCGAGGGCGGCGAGACUACGACAGCCAUGGUUCUGGCGCUGCACCUGGUGUGGGUGGCGUUGGAAGCGGCCACGGAGGCUUUGCUACCGUUAUGGAUGCUAUCCCCUGGGGGUCACGGCGGUCUCGGUUUCUCGGCUGCAGACACCGGUGUCGUUCUGGCGAUCGCGGUGGCCUCGCUGGCCUUGCCGCGAUACUUCUUUCCGACCGCGCUGCUGCGGGUGGCCGCUCGCUCCCCCGUCCGCACGCUCCGGGCGGCCACGAUCGUCCAGGUUAUCGCCGCCACCUUCCUGUCCGGGGUAGCAACCUCGGCGUGGACGUGGACGGGCCCGCUCUCCCGAGACGCCACCUUCGCCGCCGUUACCGCGGCCGCCGCCGCGUCCCGAGCGGCCUGCACGAUGCUCGCCCGGCCGGCCCUGGGCAACCUCUUGAACGUCGCUCUCGGCCACGCCGGCGGCGGCGGCGGCGGAGUAAGCGACCGGCAUCACCGCCGGCGGUCGGCGGACGGCUUCCUGCUGGCGGUGACCGCCGGGGUUUCACAGUCGAUUGGCGUGUUGGCGAUGGGGGUGGUGUUUUCCAGGGCCGUGACGGUGGGGGCGGACGCCGGCGUCGUGUCGUUCAGGCUUGUCGCCGCUGCCUUCGUCGGCGUGUAUCUGGCGACGCUCUUGGUGACUUCCUCGAGCGGGACGGCGGGGUGCAGGGCGAGAUGGCGCGGCGGCAGCGGCGGCGGCGGCAGCGGCGGGCCCUGGCUGGCCAUGUGUGACUGCGUGGAGGAGGCGACGGCCGCGAGCACCGUGUCGUCGCCGCCGAUGUCGUCGUACACGCUGGGGGAGGCGUGGGGGGGGGAUCAAGCGGGGGGCGGGUGGGUCGCGGGUGCAAGCGACCUUGCAAAGGAGUCGUGAUUUUUGGGUGCAAGCGACCUGGCAAAGGAGUCGUGAUUUUGAUUCCCUUGAGUGGCUGCAGUCAAAUCCAACACUUGGUUUUUUUAAGUCUCCACAAAAGAUGUGGGUUUGUGAGUUUAGUUUUUUCGUCAUGGCCGGUGGUUGUUUUUGCAUGACUCUCGCCUUUUUUGGUGUAGGCGGAAGAGUAUCAAAUGUGAUCGUUUGUUAGCGAUGUGCUGUGUUUGUGCUGCGGUGUGGGACGAAGUCGCACAACUCAAAUGAAUAUUUUUGUGUGUAGGGUCUGUCGACAACGAUCGUUUGGUGUAGCCCGUGUUGUUGCGCUCAUUAUCUCUAGAUUGCGUUGUGGCGUCGGAGUGUAGCUGGACUAUGGGGGGGGGGGAUCACAGGUAUGGGGGGAUCAAGGUAUAGGUGGUAUUCGGUGUCGUGGAUCAUAGUGUUCAUAUAGAGCUUGCUGUCGAUAAAAAGAGUCACGUCCGUGUCCGCUUUUAUUUUUUGUUUUGUUUUUUGAUGUUUUGAACAGGCACAACGGGUUAGCGGUCUCUGACUGUGCAAGUAGUGACAUCCGGCACAGUGCCUUAAAACGUUGACGCAGGAUCGCCUGCUCGCCCCCCAGCUCUGCUGGGACACGUUCGAAGACACGCGGGGGAGAACUUCCUCCCCCUUGUUUUGAAUGUUCAAGCGUUUCGCACAGUCCCAUGGCCAGAAGGUGAACUAGUAUGGCUAUUGGCUUGUUGGCCGUUGGGGAUGACACCCAUCCAUAUGGAUUUCCGAAAUAUACAGAUUGAGAGCGCGCGCGGGUAGGGGGAGAGGCUUUGCUUUAUCUGGUUUGUUUAAGCACGCACACAACAGGCAAAAUAACAUGAUGGGAUUGUCGCAGGUCGGACAACCGAGAACUGUUUGCGGGGAUAGAGCAAUAACCCUCCCACGUGCCGCAAGGGUUCAGUUUUGGAUUUGGUCUGUCUAGAUCGGAGUUGCACUCCCCUGCGAACCGAGCUUGAUGUCGUUACCCUGACAGUUGUAGUGCCACGUGGUUGGCGCGCUUGCCAUUCAGUACUGUAGACACAACGCGGGAAAGGCGUUGGUGUCUGGGUCUGCCGGAUGCUGCUGCUGUAUGUAAAAUCUGAAUAAAUUCCAUCAAUCACAGUAAAGUGUCGAGCGCGCGUGCUUCGGCAUACAGCGCCCCAUUACCCUGAUCUACCU